AUGAAAAUCUUCAUACCAUUAAUCACCUCCAUCCUCCUAACCCCCACAACCGCUACCACUGCACAAUUCCAAUGCCCCGACACCUCCAACUCAUCUCCAAUAAACGUCGACAUCGCCAUCCUCGGCGGCGGCGCCUCGGGAACCUACUCCGCCCUACACCUCCACAAAAACUACGCAAACCACACCCUCGCCCUCAUCGAAGCCCGCUCAAAGCUAGGUGGCCAAGUGAACACCUACCACGACCCAUAUACAGGCUUAACAGUCGAAUACGGCGUAAAUCAAUACACAGACGUCCCCGGUGCAGCGGAGUUUCUCGAGUACUUGGAGAUCCCGUAUACACGGUCUGGAACGGGGGGUGAGGGAUCAGGGUAUAUUGAUAUCCAGAACGGGAGGAUAUUGGAUGGGCCGAGUGAAGAGGAGGGCAAUGAGACUGUGAGGGCGAUACAGGUGUAUAGGGAGCUUCUGGGGAGGUAUCCAGAGCUUGAGGAGGGGUUUUUGCUCCCCGAGCCAGUUCCAGACGACUUAGUACUCCCGUUUACAGACUUCGCCAGCAAAUAUGGGAUAGAACGCGCUGUGUUACCGCUUUCAACUGGGAUGGGGGAUUUGUCGACUGUGCCGACGCUCUAUGUGAUGAAGCACUAUGGCGCGCAUGUUUACAGGAAUCAAUUCCUAUACACAGCCCGUAAGAAUAACCAGGAGAUAUACGACAAGGCACAGACACUCCUAGCAGACAGUGUGUUCCUCUCAAGCAGACCCCUCGCCAUCCGAAGAAACGAGAACAACGUGCAGCUAUGUCUACAAACACCAACAGGCACCCAACUCCUCCAGGCAAAACGCCUCCUCAUCACUAUCCCGCCGACCAUGGUCUCCUUAAAAGGCACAGGCCUAGACCUCACCCCCGAGGAAACAGCCCUCUUCACCAAUCUCUCGCAGAUAGGGUACUACUCCACCCUAAUCCGCAUCCCGGGCUUUCUGCCCUUCCUGCCCUUUCGGCAAAAUACCACAGACAUUACAAAUAAUAUAACCCUCCUCGAAAAUAAAUCCCCAACAAACAAUCCCUUGAAUCUCCCGAAAUUGCCUGCAAUCUGGAACAUCCACAAAACACACAUCCCAGACCUGUACCAAGUUGAAUACGGCGCUGCCACACCACUAUCCGAGGAUAUCGUCAGACGGAAUAUCUUUGCUGAUCUAGCUCGUUUGCGGGACGCGGGUUUGAUCAUCGCCACUGCCGCUGAUACUGAUACCAGUACUGGUAGUUAUAGUGGUGUAGAAGAGGAGCCAAUGGUUGUGAGGUUUGCUGAUCAUUCGCCGUUUUAUCCGUACGCGUCACCUGAGGCUAUAAAGGAUGGGUUUUAUAAAAGGCUUGCGAAGUUGCAGGGGGAGAUGAAUACGUGGUGGACUGGGGGGGCUUUUCAUGUGCCGGAUUCGAGCCUGUUAUGGAGGUUUUCGGAGGGGGUUAUUGCGGGUUUGGUUGGGGGUUGA
Messenger RNA from Aspergillus chevalieri, 1482 nucleotides. RefSeq lists its product as uncharacterized. The record is from RefSeq and is a predicted model, not a curated record. Bases 1 to 1482 code for a protein of 493 amino acids. NCBI's taxonomy places the organism in Eukaryota, Fungi, Ascomycota, Eurotiomycetes, Eurotiales, Aspergillaceae. The transcript has a single exon.